AUGGCCGUUCUUAGUUGGUGGAGCGAUUUGUCUGAGGGACCGGCGGCUUCGAGCCGCACGAGAUUGAGCAAUAACAGGUCUGUGAUGCCCUUAGAUGUCCUGGGCCGCACGCGCGCUACACUGAAGGAAUCAGCAUGUUCUCCCUGGCCUAGAGGCCCGGGCAACCCGUUGAAUCUCCUUCGUGCUGGGGAUUGGGGUUUGCAAUUAUCCCCCAUAAACGAGGAAUUCCUAGUAAGCGCGAGUCAUAAGCUCGCGUUGAUUACGUCCCUGCCCUUUGUACACACCGCCCGUCGCUACUACCGAUUGAAUGAUUUAGUGAGGUCUUCGGACCGACACGCGGUGGCUUCACGGCCGUCGGCGUUGUUGGGAAGUUGA
Parnassius mnemosyne (clouded apollo) is the source of this 375-nucleotide messenger RNA. The record is from the annotation of a GenBank genome assembly. Lineage: Eukaryota; Metazoa; Arthropoda; Insecta; Lepidoptera; Papilionidae.